This is a messenger RNA of Notothenia coriiceps (black rockcod), 330 nucleotides long. RefSeq names its product serine hydroxymethyltransferase, cytosolic-like. Gene Ontology annotation, molecular function: pyridoxal phosphate binding; glycine hydroxymethyltransferase activity. Gene Ontology annotation, biological process: tetrahydrofolate metabolic process. The record is from RefSeq and is a predicted model, not a curated record. The annotation marks the transcript as partial. The transcript is spliced from 2 exons. Gene Ontology annotation, cellular component: nucleus; cytoplasm; mitochondrion. Lineage: Eukaryota; Metazoa; Chordata; Actinopteri; Perciformes; Nototheniidae.
GCGGCUCUGACAACCAUCUGAUCCUGCUGGACCUGCGCACUAAGGGAACCGAUGGAGGACGAGCAGAGAAGGUUCUGGAGGCCUGUGCCAUCGCCUGUAAUAAGAACACCUGUCCAGGGGAUAAGAGUGCUCUGCGCCCGAGUGGUUUGAGGUUCGGCUCUCCAGCUCUGACCUCCAGAGGCUUGAUGCAGGAAGACUUCGAGAAGGUGGCCGACUUCAUUCACAGAGGUAAUCUCCUUUUCUUUUGCUUUUCUAUUACUAUCCGGAGACCCACUUUGUGACAAUGCCGGGUAUCACAAGCACUAGUCAGGGCAACAAAAUGGUAGAACU